AUGGCUGAAAACCAAAACGGGUGCAGUCUCGAGGAUUGUCAUACGAAUCUUUUUGCUCUAGCUGAUUUAUCAGGGAUAAAAUGGCGAAGACUAAAUGCUCAAUCAGAUACUUCAUACACAGCAGACCCACUAGAUGAUCCCGUGCUAGUUUCAUAUUCAAAAUGUGUACAAGCAGAUCUUUUAUGUGUUUGGAGACGACAACCAAAAAAUGCCAACAACAGCCAUCAUAGUAGUAGUUCUGGGCCUGGUUUGGGUGGAAGCAACAGAAGUCCAAUGAAUGGAGCCAAUAGUAUGGCUUGCCCAAAGGAGCUAUGGUUGUUUUGGUAUGGAGAUGAGCCCUCUUCUCUACAAUCGUUCAUUUCAUCAGAUUUGUUUGAAGUUGAAUCGGGUAGCUGGGAGAGUGGGCCACUAUCUUACGAAUGUAGGACACUUCUCUUCAAAGCUUUCCACAACCUCAUUGAAAGGUGUUUGUUGGCCCAGAAUUUUGCAAGGGUGGGCAAAUGGUUUGUCCAACCAUAUAACAACACUGACCAAUUAAAUAAAGAUAGCGCACACUUAUCCAUGAGUUUCAACUUCUUUCUGCAUGGAGACAGCACUGUAUGUGUGAGUGUCGAUGUCAGGCGUCAUGAAGCUCUGUUCUCUCUCACUCACACUGUCCUCUCUGCCGCUCAACAUAUCACAGUUGUUUUGCUGGCUCCAUAUGGGUUGUCAGGAACUUUAACAGGGAAGAUUUACUCGGACAGUGAGGCGAGGUCUAUGCAGAUGAUGGAGGAUUGGAAAAAGUAUGUCAUGGUGUUUAUUAUGGAAAUGUGUGUCGAUGAAUGUGAAGGGGAUGAGGGCUCUCAAUUUUUUUAUUGCAAAUAUGAAACUGGUGUGAGGUUAAGAUACCCGAGCAACUUUGUGCUGAUGACCAGUGACGUUAAUGCCGCUGUGCUAAAAAGAAUGUCAACAGUAUCAUCCUCAUCCGCUAAUACUAGCAACGUCAGCAACAACAACGUUGGUGCCAACAAUUUUUGCAACAACCUUGCAACUGGCGCACUGCAGCAGCAGCAACAAGUUGAUUCUAAAAGGUCAUUGUUGUUGCAGUGGAACUAUUCUGCAAAGGUCAUCGAGAAGUCAUGGAGGGAUUUGGUCGUGGCCAAUGGUCAAGUAGCUCACGGUCAAUCACAGGGCUCAGAAGAUCAUGCUCUAUAUAACGCAACCAAUAAUAUUGUUUGGAACUUCGGUGAUGUAACACAAAGGUCCAAUUGUCACUGUCCAAAAUCAAGGACACAAAAACCAGCACUCUCAUCUUCAAAACUGUCACAACCACCCUCUACUUCACUUAUGUCGUCAGCUCCGUCAUCCCUAACUUCUCUCAACAAAAGUUCGUUGGGGGGUUUUGGGGGUGGCAGCCUGUCAUCAUGGAAACAACAGCAACAAGCAAGCAACAAUAAUAACAAUAGUAAUAAUAAUUAUAAUAGUAAAGCAGAAGGUAGAGUGCGAGCACACAAGGCUUGCACUCCCUAUCAUAAGAGGCAUGCUAAUUUCACUCACAAGUUGUUAUCAUCAACAUCUUCGUCGUUAUUGACAUCAUCAUCAUUGUCACUGACGACAUCUACUGCAUCAUCAACCAUAUCAUUAUUAUCACAAGCAACCUUGUCGCAACAACUGAUGUCCAGUCUGGAGGCCAACAGUUUCACACUGCCGAUGAACUUUGGCUGGAAGAAUGCAUCGUCAUCAUCAUCAAUGCCAGCAUCAUUAUUAACGUCAACGUCUACGGCAUUUGGUGGCAGUAAUCGAGGGGGCAUCGUCAAUGUUCAUAAUGGUUCUGUCAUGCCUGGUGUUGAUCAACAAAAUAAUAAUAAUAGUCAGAUUCUACCUGCAGUUACCCAACUUUCGUCCUCAUCAGCAACAUCAUCAGCAACGGCCACCAACGUGAACAGCAUGGCAUCAAAAAGUCUUCUCCACCAAAUCACCUCUGGUCUUGACUCCUCUCCUCAUUCUGCUGCUCCAUCUCCACUCAUGGUCACCCCGAAUGCUCAGGGUUCAACUGUCAAUCAAAAUGGCAGUGACCCCACCAUGCCUACCCUCAGUCCUCAGCCACCUACCAAAAGUGGUGGAUCCGUGGAAGUGGGUGGUAGGAGUAUUUUAAAUAGCGGCAGGAGCAUCACAACUGGUAAGGAUGGCCACAUAGGUAGUGUUGCUGAUGGUGCAGUAAGUGAUGGCGUUCAUAAUGGUAACAACGACAGUAACAAUGGCAUUAAUGUUGCUGGCAAUGUGAACUAUAAAAAGACAGUUGGUGGCAGCAGCUCUGGAGGUUUGGGUAGCACUACUGCAAGCAAUGGUAGUGCCUUGGCCACCUCAAUCUUGUACACUUGUAGUGUAGAUGACUACAAAUCAAAGUAUGAGUCACUUGCUGACUCAUCAGUUAAAAGUGAACUUUUGUCAAGAGUCAGGCCAGCUGAUGUCGGCAAAACAUGGAUAAAACAACAAAAUAGGAAGAGGUCUAGAUCUAUUUCUCAACAGAAUAUAGUGGGCACUGUGCCAAAGAAACCGAUGCUAAUGUGCCAGUUCCCGGGAGAGGAUGAUGAAGAAAUGAAAAUACCAUCCUUGAUUGUACAACCAAAUUUUAAACUACCAAAUCAGGGUUUCAUAUGUUCCGCCACCAAUCCUUCAAAUGUGUCUGACCAAUCCUUUUGGACCGUGGUCGGUGAGGCAUCGGGCAGAGAAGAUUCACUUCAUACCCAACAUCGUCAUUCAAACUUUUCACUUAUUCCUGGAGGUAGUAACUCACCUUUUAGUGGUUACCAGGAUGACAGAUACAAUAAUAACAAUAGAGAUUCUGUACUACCAAAGAUAAAAAAGGAAGAUAAUCAAGGGUCAGAUUUUUUUGGAGGCAUGGAUGACAGUAGGAAUGCAAUGGAUUACUCAUCAUCUCCAAUCACUCUCUCCUCAUCAAAGAAUGACUUUGCUGCAACAACUGCACCUGGCCACAAUCUACCACUUCAACAACAGCAACAACAGCAGCAGCAGACUCAGCAACAACAUCAGUUAGGGCUUAGUUCUUCAUUCACGCGACAGUCGACUAACGUGAUGCCAAUGUCUUCUAUAGCCACCCUUAUGAGGGAAAAUGAUUUGAAGCCAAACAUUCAGGACCUGGAUAAAAUGUUUGACACAGAUGAGGAAAUUGAACCUGAUUCGCCAAAUAGACCAGAGUCUAUCAGAGAUGAAAGCAUGGCAACGGCGUUCAAAUCCACAUCUCUGUCAACCAAUUUCACCCAAGGCAAGUUUUUAUUUAAUUUGAUGACGUUUGCAACUUUCUUGUUUGUUUACUGCUAUUGCUUGACAGUAAAGGACUUGUCCCGCAUGUUUCCCACUCCACCAUCUGCUGACAAUCCAUGCAGUGAACCGUCACCAAUGAUGGAAAUAGACAGUCACCAUGACUAUGGCCAACAGCAGCAGCACUGCCAGCAACAGCAGCAACAACAUUCUCAACAACAGCAACUACUACAUCAACAACUUCUCUUGCAACAUUCAACGAGUUCAGCUAGCUUCAGUCCACUGAUCAAUAGCAGCAUGGCUAAUGUUUCCCAGUCACUUAUUAACUUGAGAAAAGAAUGCUCCAGUUUGUACAAGAUACCUCUCAUAAGUCGGAUACCAAUGUCAGCUGACUACAACCCCAUCCAACUACCCAACACUUUAUCCAUUCCCCUCAACGCUUCUAACCUCGUCUACAAGUCGUCAGCACCACAGCCGGCAGUGUCCUCAUCGUCGUCGACAUCACUGCAACCACCUUUUUCAUCAUUAAUACCGUCAUCAUCAUCUUUUGCUUACAGGCAACAGCAACAACAACAUCAGCAGUUGCAGCAUCAACAGCAGCAGCAAAGAAUGAACAUUGGUGGCAUGACAGGUGUCAUCGGUGGCAAAGUGGUUGGUGCCGGCUUCAUGAUUAAUAAUGGCAGGACACCUCUAAGUUAUGACAUGUUGUCUCCAGCAUCUAAUUCUUCCAUUAACAGGAGACCUGCAGGCUCUGUGGACAGCAGAGUUGCCAGCAGUCUUGAGCCAAUAAAUAGCCUAAUGGUCAACGUCAUGAUCUCCGACUCGGUUUUGAACCUCUUCAAGGACCACAACUUUGACAGUUGUACCCUCUGUGCCUGCAAUCGUAACAUCGACGGUAGCGACAUUGGCAUCUAUGCGAGGACCAGUUCAGAUGCACUUGUGCCUUCAGUGCUAUCAUCAAUAGAAGGCAUAUAUGGUUUGAAGUCAGGAUUAUUUUACGAGGAUGAAGUCGAGAUAUCUGGCUACUAUCACACUGGACUUGAUAACAUUCGCAAGCCGCCUCUUAUAAAGAGACACAGCAGCAAUAAUAACAACAAUAAUAUGAAUAAUAAUAAUAACAACAACAAUAGUAAUAAUACUAAUAAUGUCAAUAAUAAUAAUAGUAAUGUUGGCAAUAGCGAAGAGAAUGCGCUGUCAGAUGACGGAAUAACGGCCGAUAUCAUCUCAAUUAUUAGGGAGCAAUUCUCAACACAAUUUCCCACUAUGCCUAUUCAAAACCUGUUCAAGUCCGAAUAUUCUAGGUUUAUUUCUAGAAGCAACUGUGGUAGUGGUAGUAAUAGUGGUAGUAAUUGUGGUAGUAGCAGUGGUGGUUGUGGUGAUGGAAAGAACAAAAGUGUUGUUGGUGGUGUCAGUGUAGAGGAGCCUGUCGACCUGGAGAUGAAGGAUUGCAGCGAUGCCUGCUUUUUAGCCCUUGAAUACUGCAAGUUCUUGUCAAUGGAGAACAACAACAACAGCAGUAGUAACAACAACAACAACAAUGUUGGUGGGGGUUGUAAUAGCCAGCUAUCAUCGUCGUCAUCACUUCUUGUCGACCGGUCCAAAGUCUGCCUGCAUGAAUGGUCUUUCCGACAUGAAUUAGCGCCACUGCCGUCAAGUUCGCUUGAAGUCGUUCGACUUCUGAAGCAACUGCAACCACUGCUUCAAGACGCCAUUCAAAAAAAGAGAUCCACCAGACUCUGGGAAUCUGUCUACACCAUCUCCGGUCCGUUGACCUGGAAAGAUUUCCACCUGUUGGCUGGAAGGGGGUCGAAAGAAACCAGCGAACCAAAGUCGAUACCAUAUUUGAUGGUGGGUUAUGAUAAGGAACUGCUGAACAUUUCACCUCACUCCAUCAAAUAUUGGGACAAAUUGAUGUUGGAGCCUUUGUGUGAACCUCGUGAUGUUCUCUACCUGGUUGUCUCCCCGGAGAAUGAUGUUGUCAUAGAUCAGGUGUCCAACUUCUUUAACGACUUCAGCAUCAUGUACGAACAGUGUCGAUUAGGUAAACACAGGGUACUUUAUGACAAACUCAGAGAUGGGAUAAUCAGGGUUGGCAGGAAAAAUGAGGAACCACUGAGAGACGUGGUCAUCGAUGAUUGGUACAACAAUAUCGAUAACAUCAUAGUGAAAAAUCUGAAUGAAAAGCGUCAGGUGUACAGGGACGCGGCAAAAAUACACUCAGCCAGUGGCGGCUCACGAUUCACCAUCAGCAAUCCAGACCAGCCACCAUUCACACUCUACUCAACAUCCACCUCGUCAUCAUCUUCACUGCCGAACGUGAUGAACUUGCCACCGGUACCUCAGCACAGUUUCAGUCAGACAAUCAGUAAUCCCCUUGCAGGCAUUAACAGUAACCCUAAUAAUAACAAUAACAACAAUAAUAAUAAUGGUCCAGUUGAUUCCUCGAUGUCAGGAGUUUUUGGUGGAGAGAAGAUGGAUUUCUCCAUGAAUGCUGGUAGCAACAACUUGAACAGCAUGUCGAACAAUGACAAUGAUGGCACAAACAGCAGUCAUCAGCUGCAGGAUGGUAGUGGCGGUGGUGGCUAUGGCAGCGACUUCCUACACAACAACAACCUGAGUCACGAAGUUGUUGUCGCUGGUCAGAUGCCCUACGUUGUUGUCUACAUUGUUGACUCGUUCAACUAUACAUCACCCUCAAACAAUACCAACAAUGGGAGUAAUGAUGAUGAUGAUGAUGGUAGUUUUUCAGCUCGCAUGGUCAUGAUGAGUCUGCUGAGAGGCUUCAACAACAUGGUCAAGAUGAUGCCAGAAAAAUUACAGCCUUACGUUAAGCUUCAGAUUGUACCUCAGGACAUGAUCAUGGAUUCGUGUCAGCGACAAACGACCAGCUACAUGAAGAACCUCUGCUUUUCAGUGUACACUUCCUGCAGACGACAACUCAGCCACCACAACAUGGAGAAGUCGCUCACUGGUUUUGGACCAACAUCUUCUGCCAACAAAAUCAUCAAAAAACUGAAUUCUACCUACCAACAACUGCAGCAUCAAGGCGUCAUUAGUAAUAAUGGUGCAGGAGCAGGCGGGGCUGGAACUAAUGGCGGACCUGGCAGUGGUUCCCUGCUCGGUAACGUUUCUGCCAACAGCGUUGUUUCAUUCGGUAAUAACAACGGUUUGAUAACAUCUGCAGGCAACGUUAUAAUAAUUAAUUCAACGAUUGCUUCGACUCUUCUGUACAGUCCACCGUUCAUACUGGCCCCACCACUAUUUCAGUCUACAUCCAUUCUUUCGCCUGAAAAUUAUAAGGAGCCUUUAGAAAAAUGUGGUGUGCUCUUGUGUGCUUAUUGCCUGAGUGAAGACCAGCGUUUCCUGCUGGCUUCACUGGUUGAUUCAACCGGUGAACUGUUGGAAACGACGUGCAUCAAUAUCGAUAUAGGCGAUAGGAAGGUGAGACGCAGGGCAACUGUCAGGAGGUUUGCAUUCCAUAAGUUGUGGGAGUUCAUACUGGGCACUGUGGCUUGUACUGCUCGCCCCUGGAGGCUGGUGGUCGGUAGGUUUGGAAGACUUGGGCAUGGAGAACUCAAAGGUUGGUCGAUGAUCCUUAGUAAACGAAACCUCCAGUCCAGCUGCUUGAUGCUGCGUCGCAUCUGCCAGACUUGUAACAUACCAUCUGCAAAUCAGUGUCCAAGCAUUCUGAGCGCCUGUCUAGUCUCCACAGAAAUUCAUCCUUCCAUCCACAUCAUGGUCGAUGCAGUCAAGAAGGAAGAGAACCAGAGUAGUAAGAGGCAGUUGUCGACACCCAAAGACGCUUCCUGCACUCACAUUCUUGUUUACCCUACCUCAGCCACUGCUCAGGCCACGGAUCCCAACAGCGCCUCAGACACACACAUGGACUUCACAGCGACCGAACUGCUGAACGAAGAAGAACUGCUGAAUGGAUUUGACCCAGAAGACCCAGACAUGAUCAACGAUUUCUGGACCAACCUUGACAACUCACCAGAAAGGAUUAUUGAUGAUGAGAACCAUGACGAUCCCAGCUCUAUUCAAUCAAGAGGAACUUUCCUGGGUGGCUCCAACAUUGAGCAUGAAGAGAACAACAACUUGAACUUGUUACAGCAACCUCAGGCCAUGGGUUUCUACGUGUCGACUGCUCCUCCUGGCCCACUUCCUGAUUGGUUCUGGUCAUCCUGUCCACAGAGGCACGAUCACUGUCCUGUUUGUCUUAAGGCCUCGUUACAUUUGCAUUGUCCAAUGGUGCAGCAGAACCAGGAUGACCUCAUCCACCAAUCGUCCAAUCAUAAAAAGUCCACUCAUCCUCUUGAUUCAUAUCUCACCUGCGACGUCCUCAGGUACGUGCUGGAGACUUACAACGCCCUCUCCUGGCUAACGAUCGAUCCAUCGACCAAUGAUAGAAGGACCUGUCUGCCGGUGCACAUGCUCAUCCUCAUGCAACUCUACCACGCUGUCAAGGCCUACUUGUAA
This is a messenger RNA of Helobdella robusta, 7737 nucleotides long. RefSeq lists its product as hypothetical. Gene Ontology annotation, molecular function: transcription coregulator activity. The transcript is spliced from 34 exons. Lineage: Eukaryota; Metazoa; Annelida; Clitellata; Rhynchobdellida; Glossiphoniidae. The record is from RefSeq and is a predicted model, not a curated record. Bases 1 to 7737 code for a protein of 2578 amino acids. Gene Ontology annotation, cellular component: mediator complex. Gene Ontology annotation, biological process: regulation of transcription by RNA polymerase II.